Molecule: messenger RNA, 1014 nt
Organism: Seminavis robusta
Lineage: Eukaryota; Bacillariophyta; Bacillariophyceae; Naviculales; Naviculaceae
Source: the annotation of a GenBank genome assembly
AUGGUGCCCAUCUGUCGCCUUCAAGUUCUUCUCCUAUGGAGCCUCUCCUUUGCCACGACAGUAGCAAGAAUAAAUCAUGACUUGCAUGCUCACAGAGAGAGAGAUUUGUUGACUUCUCUGGAGCAAGCAGACCAGGACAGACAUCACUUCCUUCGCAAGCUCGAAGAAGGUGACAGGCGCCGGGUUCGUGGCUCUUUUGGAGCACGCUGCAAUGAUGAGGAACAGAAUCCCUGCCUACCCAACCUGGAUUGCACCAAUUUGGGGAUUCCUCUUGGCAAACGCUGUGCCCCAGUGAGCUGCAUUGCACAGGAAAUGGAGCUCUUUCAACAGGAUUAUGAUAUGGAAGCAUUCCAGACCACCAUUUUUGCAAAAGCAGGGAUCAACGAAACAGAAAUCUUGGAAAACUCAAGAUUGGGUUUGCCAGAAGAAGAAGCGUCUUCAUUACUGUCCCUUCGGGAGCAGUUUCGCACAGUGGCCGCUGCUGCCAACCCGACUGCCUUGAGGCAAGCUAUGCAAAGCCAUCCAGAACCAAUGCUAGCAAUGCAAGGAAUCUUACAAAAGUGCACUGCUACUGUUACACCUGCUGUUGUGAGCAGGCAAGCAAACACAAACACAAACGCAACAAACAAACAGGAUGAAGUCAUCACAUAUUAUGAUGGCAUGCAUUUUGAAGGUGGCCUGGCCUUGGAUGCUUCCUACACCCUAAUGCGUUCCACCAAUUAUACUACUAACGUUGUAUCGGAAUGGGGACGCAUCUGUCUUGGCGGGCUUCAUUUAGGUGCAGCUUUUUCUUUCACUUCUGGAACUGUGUCUACCAAUGACGCGGCUGCAGUUCCCUGUGUGUAUUGGAUGGCCGAGAUUGAUCUUCCUGUUCUGUUUCUUCCUUUUUCUUAUUCUAUAGGCAUUGGAGCCAAUGGUUUGACUAUAUCUGAAUUUGGACCCUAUUUGGGGCUUCUUGGGUUGGGCCUCAGUGCCGGCCUUGGAGGUUCCAUGUGUGGUAUCUUUACACAGUAG